AGAAUGUGCGUGCGCCGUUCCAAUUCGUAUAAAAAGAAAUCGAAUCGACGGGAAAGACAUCAGUUACUUGAAGCCUAUCAUCCAGUUCAAACAUGAAAUUGUUCGUCAUCGCCGCUGUCUUGGCCGUCGCCGCCGCCGCUCCUUCCAGUUACGCAACGUACGAGAAGACGUACGAGAAGGACUACAAAUAUCCCGAGAUUACCGUCACCAGCCAAUCGGACGAGCGCAACUUGGACGGCAGCAGCAAGUGGAGCUACGCCCAGUCUGACUACACGACCCGUGACGAGACCCAGGAACAGAAGAAAUUCGUCGUGACCACCGUCGAUGAUUACGGCAAAGAAUACACCGAGGAGGUUUACGGAAAUACCAACAAAGGAUCUUCCUACUGGGUUUCCCCUGAAGGCGAGAAAUUCACUUUGACCUGGGCCGCUGAUAACGCCGGAUUCCAACCCAAGGGUGACCACUUGCCCGUCGCUCCCGUCCACGUCUACGAGCUCCCGGUGGCUCCCGUUCACGAGUACGUCCUGCCCGUCGCCCCCGUGCACGAAUACGAACUCCCCGUCGCUCCCGUCCACAUUCCAUUCAACGGAAAGGGAUUCAAGAUCUACUAAAUAAUAUUCUAAAAAUGUCAACAUAUAUAGAUUAAGUUAUUAUAUUCACUGCAAUUCGUAUUAAAUACGCCAUUCAAUGUGUGUUGUCUUUAAUAAACAUAGCGCAGUUGCCUUUCUCCAUUAA
Messenger RNA from Daphnia pulicaria, 735 nucleotides. Its product is annotated as larval cuticle protein 65Ag1-like. Gene Ontology annotation, cellular component: chitin-based extracellular matrix. The coding region runs from base 93 to 611 and encodes 172 amino acids. The transcript has 3 exons. The record is from RefSeq and is a predicted model, not a curated record. Gene Ontology annotation, molecular function: structural constituent of chitin-based larval cuticle. NCBI's taxonomy places the organism in Eukaryota, Metazoa, Arthropoda, Branchiopoda, Diplostraca, Daphniidae.